Messenger RNA from Nicotiana tabacum (common tobacco), 1866 nucleotides. RefSeq names its product BRAP2 RING ZnF UBP domain-containing protein 2. The record is from RefSeq and is a predicted model, not a curated record. Gene Ontology annotation, biological process: Ras protein signal transduction; protein ubiquitination. Gene Ontology annotation, cellular component: cytoplasm. Lineage: Eukaryota; Viridiplantae; Streptophyta; Magnoliopsida; Solanales; Solanaceae. Gene Ontology annotation, molecular function: ubiquitin protein ligase activity; zinc ion binding.
CCAUUUCCCAUUACUAUUAUUCUUGUUCACUCUCCAGAAGAAAACAGAGCCGAUCCCGAGAUUUUCCUCCAGCAAUUAGUCCUUACCAUCUCCUUCUCCGGAAAAUCCAUUUGCGUUGGUAGUUUGUUCUAAUUAAAGUUUAGAAUCCUCAAAACUUGAAGCCCCACAGAAAAGAGAAAAUUAUAGGAGGCGGCAUGGAUUCAGGGGAUUCAUCAAUGUCUAAGGUGUUUCAUUUUUCAUCUGGAAACCCUCGCAUCGAAGAAACCAGGGGUGUCAUGCAUCUCUUCUGCAACGAACAACCUUCUUUUUCGUCUCAGUUACCUGUGGGAAGAAAGCCUCUCCUCUGCGUGCUCAGUGUUCCGAAUCACAUGACAUAUGCAGACUUUUGUCAGUUUUGUGGUUCAUUUGUUCAACAUAUGUUGGAAAUGCGAAUUGUCAGGAAUGAUGGAAUGGAAGAUUGUUACAGUAUAUUGAUCAGGUUUGAUGAGCAGAAAGCUGCAGACACUUUUCACAAGCAUUUUAGUGGUAGAAAAUUUUCAUCUCUUGAGGACGAGACCUGCAAUGUGUUUUUUGCUGCCGAUGUUCAUUACACUGGUUCAAUUGAACGCACCCAGUCCAUACCUGCAAGCUCUACAGAGCAACCAUUCUGUCCUGUUUGUCUUGAGAGACUGGACCAGGAUACAAGUGGAAUUCUCACAACCAUUUGUAAUCAUUCGUUUCAUUGUUCAUGUAUUUCUAAAUGGACAGAUUCUUCGUGCCCUGUAUGUCGAUACUGCCAGCAGCAGCCUGGAAACUCAACGUGUUCUAUCUGUCAAUCACCAGAAAAUCUAUGGAUGUGUGUUAUUUGUGGUUUUGUUGGGUGUGGAAGAUACAAAGAAGCUCAUGCUAUAAGGCACUGGAAAGAGACACAACAUUGCUAUGCACUUGAACUGGAAACGCGUCGUGUCUGGGACUACUCAGGGGACAACUAUGUUCACCGUUUGAUUCAGUCUAAAACUGAUGGCAAGUUGGUUGAGCUCAACCACCAUUGUCAUCAUGAUAAUGAUGGCUGCUGCAGCUGCGAAUGUGCUACAGAUCCUGGAUUUAGUGAGACUCUUGUAAACAGCAAAGUUGAAGCUAUUGUGAACGAGUACAAUGAGCUCUUGACUUCGCAAUUGGAGAACCAAAAAAUGUACUUCGAGUCCUUACUGCAAGGGGUUGAAGAAGAAACUGAUAGGGAAAUUAAGGAAGCUGUUGAGAAAGCACUAUGUCAGACUCCAAGGUUGAUGAAGUUAAAAGUGCGUUUGGACAAAUGCAUUGAAGAGAAGAAAUUUCUUGAUGAUAUCAAUGACAAUCUUACCAGAAACAAGGAGAUAUGGGAAGCCAAGAUAUCAGAGAUUGAAGAAAGGGAGAAGAGGAAGUUGAAAAUAAAGGAUGAGAAGAUACAAGAAUUGGAGGAACAGCUUGCAACUGUGAUGGCAUCCAUCGAAAAGGAGAAUGCAAUUCAAGAGAUGCCUUAGUCUAAUGAUGAAAUUAGGGCAACAAGUGACCUGGAGUCGAAGCCAAUCGAAAGAGUAGCACCUUGAAGUUGUGUCGGGAGAAGCAGCGGGGAUCAUAAAGUAGUUAUUUUAGGCAGUGUCUUACAAAUGUGAAAAUACAUAUCUUGUAUAUUGGAAGGAUAUUAGGUGUUGUCCAGAAAACUCUCUAUAGUGGCCUCAAUCGAAAGUAGUUCCCAGCUUUUAGCCGUUGAUUAUGGUUAACCUCUUUUGUUUAUGAAUGUAUCGAAUCGAAAGGGUAACACAUUCGUGAAGGAUCUUCAAUUAAUUGAUGCUAAACAUGUAUCGAAUACUAUUAUCCAAGUAAUAAACCAGUUAACGUACCCUGUCA